UCAGAUUCAGAUCGAGAGGACUCAUUUCCAUGGCGAGGCGCGUAAUAGUUGUUGCUUCUGCCGUUCCUGUUUUCAGAAUCAGAGCGAAAUGGAAGACGUAACAGAUGGCGCAAAAGAUGAAGGCGGGCCGAAAAUAGAGCGAGGCGUGGCCGCAUUGGCUUCAGGUGGGAAAGUGGCCUCCUCGUCGCAUGGUUUAUGCGACAGUGUGUUUUUGGCAGCGCCCCGCAGGAUUUUGGCAAUGGGAGCCCCACGCUACUAACCCGCGGCGGCCUUUGGUGUAGAUUGCCCUCUCUUGUUGCCCCGCUGAAACGCCGGCGCUCGCUUUGACCUUAUUAAAAAGGUAGAGGAAGUGGGGGCGGCGGCGGCUGCGAGGUUGGCCGCGCCAGGUAUGCAAGAUCAAAGCCCGACAAGCCUCGCGCGCCAGCUGCAUGGGUGGCGGCGGCGCGGCCGUCUUUUCCUGCAGCCCCGCGCCCGCACGGCGCGAGCUCUCGGUGAUGACAGCGCCAGGCGAGAACGCCCGGCCUGUCUUCCGUGCGUGGGCCGGCCGCCUGCGCCGUUAGUUUCUGUCUCACCGCGGGGCCGCCGCGGGGUCUCUGGCUUGGCCAGCUUUGUGGCCCCUGUGCCAAAAAGUCACUUUGUCACAGUCGUGCAAGAAGGAAUGUCCUUCGGUCUCGCAAAGCAUGGCGCUGAGUUCCCAGAGGAUCGCGAAAAUCUCCCGGGCGUUGAGCGGGCCCCUGAGGCAUUGGCCCGGCAUGCCAAGGGACGGAGCAGGCUUGGCGCCGCUUGCGGGCCUGCCGGGCGCCAGCCUGCGCCCGCGCCUCCCGCGUGGUGCCUUCCCCGCGGGACGCGCCCGCGCCCCGGGUGGAAUCUAUCAAGUGGGCGUGGGGUGGCCUGCCUGCUGGGGGCCCGCCCGGCACUUCCGAUACACCCACGAGAGCGCGGGGCCUCGGCGCGCAACAGGAGGCGUCCCGCCGGGAGCGAGGCUGAUUUUGAUGAGGUUGAUAGCCAUAGACAUAAUGCUCUGGCGCGUUGCUGGUGUUGCGAACAACAUUUCAGAAGCUCGGCCACCUGCAGACGAGAUGAUGAAAGUUGAUAUUUUGAUGUGUGGCAACCAUGAAAAAGAAAAAUGGGUCCUGUAUACUGUUAGCGCAUUGCUUUGGUGUUUUGGGUUUUGUAGAUGUUGGCUCCCAUGAAA
Amoebophrya sp. A120 is the source of this 1195-nucleotide messenger RNA. NCBI's taxonomy places the organism in Eukaryota, Dinophyceae, Syndiniales, Amoebophryaceae. The record is from the annotation of a GenBank genome assembly.